Molecule: messenger RNA, 906 nt
Organism: Brienomyrus brachyistius
Lineage: Eukaryota; Metazoa; Chordata; Actinopteri; Osteoglossiformes; Mormyridae
Product: proteinase-activated receptor 3-like
Exons: 1
Coding region: 1-906 (301 amino acids)
Biological process (GO): positive regulation of Rho protein signal transduction; phospholipase C-activating G protein-coupled receptor signaling pathway
Cellular component (GO): membrane
Molecular function (GO): G protein-coupled receptor activity
Source: RefSeq, a predicted model, not a curated record
AUGGAAAUUCACUACAUCAACAACUCUGUUAUACUUAUAAAUAAAGGGUUCAAUGCCUCGGAUCGGGAAGUGACCAUAUUUAAGCAGUGUGAACACAUGCCUGCCAUCAUACUUUUUUAUCUGGGCUUGCAAUUUGUUAACAUGUUCUUGGGAAUCCCAGCCAACUUGAUGGUUUUGUGGCUUCUGCACAAAAACAAAGCAGACUCUUCCACCUCAGACAUCUUUAUUUGGCACCUGGCUGUCCUGGACACCCUCUUCUGCCUCAUCCCGCCGCUGGAAUUGGCCAAUAUCAUGUACCUGACAAGCAGCAGCCCCUGGUACGUGCUACGCUUCUUCUACGGCAUCAAAGACUCGUCCCCGCUCUUCCUCUCCUGCAUCUGCUUGGACCGCUACAUGGCGGUGGUCCACCCCAUUACCUUUGCGGCACUGAAGGACCGCCGGCACCGGUCAGUUUGCGCCGCGGUUGUGUGGGUCCUCACAUUGGCGUAUGCGGCAGCCAAGUGUGUGGGAACCAUUGUAAAAUUCGAGAAGGCCUUCACUGUCAUGAUCCUGGCCACCUUCGCUGUCAUGCUUUUCUGUAAUCUGUCCAUUCUCUUCACCCUCCGACACUCCGGACCAGUUCGAGACGUGAUGCACCCAGUCAAGAAGAAAGCCUUCAAGAUGGUCCUCAUCAUCCUGAGCAUCAUCAUUUUCAACUACUUGCCUCCUGUGGCACUCUUUCCAUUUGAGGAGUACUUCUCUCACAAUGUCUUCCGCUGUUACAUCCACUACAUUGCCUUUGGAUUCAUGGAUAUCAGCAGCACCAUCCAGCCCAUGCUGUACCUGUCAAAGGAGAAGCUGUCUUGCUCACCCAGGUGCUGCUGUAAAAGGUGCUUUGACCAGGAGAUGCAUGAAGUCUCAACAUAA